AUGAGUUCCUUGCUGAGAACUCUCAUAACUUCAAAAUUAGUAAAAGUCACUGUGAAUGACUUUACUUUUGGAAGAAAACCUUAUCUGUUUUCUGCAUAUCUGAUGCCCUUGAAUCGAUAUUGUACAAGUGCUGAAACGGUCAAAAACACGAAUCAAACAAAGGAAAAUCUUCAAACCAAGACGAAUAUUCGUAAAAAUUACAAAAAUAAACCAUAUAAACAAGCUGAUUUGGCAACAAGCUUAGAGUAUUUAAAUUCUGAUGUAUAUAGGAAUACGUAUAGGGGUAAACCUGUGUGGUUUUACUACAGACGUAACUACAAAGGACAUUUUCCUCCAAGUUCCACAAGGAAAAAUUGCGUUUAUCUUGGAAAAUUGAUAAGCUCAAAUCCAUGUCCUAUUUGUCGCGAUGAAUAUUUGGUUUUACAUUAUCAACAUACUGAACUUUUAAAGCAGUUUUUAAAUCCUGAUACACUUCAAAUUUUCUCAACUGCAAAAACGGGUCUGUGUCAACAUCAGCAUAAAAUUCUUCAAAUGGAAGUUGAGAAAGCACGUGAUUUGGGUACAAUUCAAAUGUCUUCACCUUUCUAUUUAUACGAUUACAAUGAUUAUUACGAUUAUCUACCAACUGAUCAAUUGAAUGAAUUACUUAAAAUUAAUGGUAGAAAUAUGAAUAUUUCUUCAACUGAUUUAAUAACAUUACCACCUGAUAUACAAGAUAUACUAAAAAAUUAUCAGUCUAUUCCACACGCAGUAGAAUUUUAUACUCAUUUACCAAAAGUUGAUAUAAUCCCACCGAAAAUGGUCAAUCGUUAUCAAAUGGAAGAAAAAUACAAAGAAUUACUUCAACGUAGUCAUUUAAUUUCUAACGAAGGAAGUUUAUUGAAAUGUAAACGAUUUAUAUGGACAUGUGUAAAUGAAGGUCAUGGAUGCUUAAAUUAUAUUGCUCCACAAACACGGCUACGCGUUGUUGACAAUAGUCCCUGGAGUAGUAUAGCACCAUCAAAUAUUACAACUAGUGGGAAAGAUAAUUCAGGCAAAAAAGUGACACCUAGUGAACAGAAAACAUCUAGAAUAGUUAAAGAUGAUAAAGAUGUAAAACAUUUACUUGCACUUGGCUCAAAAGCACUUACAAUUAAACCAGCGAAAUGUAUUCGUGUUUAUAAUAAAAAGGAUAGAGGAAAAAUUGGUGAUAAAGUACUAGUCGCGGUUAAUGGAGAAAUGAAGAAAGGUUGGAUUGUUGGUUGUCGAUUACCAUCUCAAGAUGGUUGGCCGCGGUUUGAGUCAAAUAAUAUCGUUCUUGUUGAUGACGAUGGCAAUCCUUUAGGUACACGUAUACUUGUACCAAUACCUGCACGUUUACGAAGUUUAUCAGGAGAUAUAACAAAAAUUUUGUCAAUAGCCAGUUCAUUUGUAUAA
This is a messenger RNA of Trichobilharzia regenti, 1416 nucleotides long. The record is from the annotation of a GenBank genome assembly. Lineage: Eukaryota; Metazoa; Platyhelminthes; Trematoda; Strigeidida; Schistosomatidae.